CAUCCCGGUGCCGCAGGAGAGAGGAAGCGCGCCCCGGCCCUCCUCGCCAGCCUUCGCCCGGGCGCCCGCCAGAGCCUUCUCAGCCGCAGAGACCGAGCACCUGUCCUCCACCUCGGCCUCAGCUGAGCCCCUUCCUCCGGAGCACACACCAUCUCUGCCACCCAAGAAGUACCAAGCCCCACGCCGGCGACCACCAUGGCGGAGACCAACAACGAAUGUAGCAUCAAGGUGCUCUGCCGAUUUCGGCCCUUGAACCAGGCAGAGAUUCUGCGGGGGGACAAGUUCAUCCCCAUUUUCCAAGGGGACGACAGCGUCGUUAUUGGGGGGAAGCCGUAUGUCUUUGACCGCGUAUUCCCCCCAAACACGACUCAGGAGCAGGUUUAUCAUGCAUGUGCCAUGCAGAUCGUCAAAGAUGUCCUUGCUGGCUACAAUGGCACCAUUUUUGCUUAUGGACAGACAUCCUCAGGGAAAACACAUACCAUGGAGGGAAAGCUGCAUGACCCCCAACUGAUGGGAAUCAUUCCUCGAAUUGCCCGAGACAUCUUCAACCAUAUCUACUCCAUGGAUGAGAACCUCGAGUUCCACAUCAAGGUUUCUUACUUUGAGAUCUACCUGGACAAAAUUCGUGACCUUCUGGAUGUGACCAAGACAAAUCUGUCUGUGCACGAGGACAAGAACCGGGUGCCAUUUGUCAAGGGUUGUACUGAACGCUUUGUGUCCAGCCCUGAGGAGAUUUUAGAUGUGAUUGAUGAGGGGAAAUCGAAUCGUCAUGUGGCUGUCACCAACAUGAAUGAACACAGCUCUCGAAGCCACAGCAUCUUCCUCAUCAACAUCAAGCAGGAGAAUAUGGAGACUGAGCAGAAGCUCAGUGGGAAGCUGUACCUAGUGGACCUGGCAGGGAGUGAGAAGGUCAGCAAGACUGGAGCAGAGGGAGCCGUGCUGGACGAGGCAAAGAAUAUCAACAAGUCCCUGUCAGCCCUGGGGAAUGUGAUCUCCGCACUGGCCGAGGGCACUAAAACCUACGUCCCAUAUCGUGACAGCAAAAUGACCCGGAUUCUCCAGGACUCCCUGGGAGGAAACUGCCGGACCACUAUGUUCAUCUGUUGCUCACCAUCCAGCUACAACGAUGCAGAGACCAAGUCCACCCUGAUGUUUGGGCAGCGGGCAAAGACCAUUAAGAACACUGCCUCAGUGAAUCUGGAGUUGACUGCCGAACAGUGGAAGAAGAAAUAUGAGAAGGAAAAGGAGAAGACGAAGGCUCAGAAGGAGACUAUCGCAAAGCUGGAGGCUGAGCUGAGCCGGUGGCGCAACGGAGAGAAUGUGCCUGAGACUGAGCGCCUGGCCGGGGAGGAUGCAACCCUGGGAGCCGAGCUCUGUGAGGAGACACCUGUGAAUGACAACUCAUCCAUCGUGGUGCGCAUCGCGCCCGAGGAGCGGCAGAAAUAUGAGGAGGAGAUCCGCCGCCUCUACAAGCAGCUUGACGACAAGGAUGAUGAGAUCAACCAGCAGAGCCAGCUCAUAGAGAAGCUCAAGCAGCAAAUGCUGGACCAGGAAGAGCUGCUGGUGUCCACCCGAGGAGACAAUGAGAAGGUCCAGCGGGAGCUGAGCCACCUGCAGUCAGAGAAUGAUGCUGCGAAGGAUGAGGUGAAGGAAGUGCUGCAGGCCCUGGAGGAGCUGGCCGUGAACUAUGACCAGAAGUCCCAGGAGGUGGAGGAAAAGAGCCAGCAGAACCAGCUUCUGGUGGAUGAGCUGUCUCAGAAGGUGGCCACCAUGCUGUCCCUGGAGUCUGAGUUGCAGCGGCUACAGGAGGUCAGUGGACACCAGCGAAAACGAAUCGCUGAGGUGCUGAACGGGCUGAUGAAGGACCUGAGUGAGUUCAGCGUCAUCGUGGGCAACGGGGAGAUUAAGCUGCCGGUGGAGAUCAGCGGGGCCAUCGAGGAGGAGUUCACCGUGGCCCGACUUUACAUCAGCAAAAUCAAAUCAGAAGUCAAGUCUGUGGUCAAGCGGUGCCGGCAGCUGGAGAACCUGCAGGUUGAAUGUCAUCGCAAGAUGGAAGUGACUGGGCGGGAGCUCUCGUCCUGCCAGCUCCUCAUCUCCCAGCACGAGGCCAAGAUCCGCUCGCUCACGGAAUACAUGCAGAGUGUGGAGCUGAAGAAGCGGCACCUGGAAGAGUCCUAUGACUCCCUGAGUGAUGAGCUGGCCAAGCUCCAGGCCCAGGAAACUGUGAGUGAAGUGGCCCUGAAGGACAAGGAACCAGACACACAAGAUACAGACGAAAAGGUCCUGGAGGUGCAGAUGGAAAGUCACCGGGAGGCCCAUCACCGUCAGCUGGCUCGGCUCCGGGACGAGAUCAAUGAGAAGCAGAAGACCAUUGAUGAGCUCAAAGACCUGAAUCAGAAGCUCCAGUUGGAGCUAGAGAAACUUCAGGCUGACUACGAGAAGCUGAAGAAUGAAGAGCAUGAGAAGAGCACCAAACUCCAGGAGCUGACAUUUCUGUACGAGCGACACGAGCAGUCCAAGCAGGACCUCAAGGGUCUGGAGGAGACAGUUGCUCGGGAACUCCAGACCCUCCACAACCUUCGCAAACUGUUCGUUCAAGACGUCACGACUCGAGUCAAGAAAAGUGCAGAAAUGGAGCCCGAGGACAGUGGGGGGAUUCACUCCCAAAAGCAGAAGAUUUCCUUUCUUGAGAACAACCUGGAACAGCUUACAAAGGUUCACAAACAGCUGGUACGUGACAAUGCAGAUCUGCGUUGUGAGCUUCCUAAAUUGGAAAAACGACUUAGGGCUACGGCUGAGAGAGUUAAGGCCCUGGAGGGUGCACUGAAGGAGGCCAAGGAGGGCGCCAUGAAGGACAAGCGCCGGUACCAGCAGGAGGUGGACCGCAUCAAGGAGGCCGUUCGGUACAAGAGCUCCGGCAAGCGCGGCCAUUCUGCCCAGAUUGCCAAACCUGUCCGGCCUGGCCACUACCCGGCGUCUUCACCCACCAACCCCUAUGGCACCCGGAGCCCUGAGUGCAUCAGUUACACCAACAGCCUCUUCCAGAAUUACCAGAAUUUGUACCUGCAGGCUGCACCUAGCUCCACCUCAGAUAUGUACUUUGCAAACUCCUGUACCAGCAGUGGGGCCACAUCUUCUGGUGGCCCCUUGGCAUCCUACCAGAAGGCCAACAUGGACAAUGGAAAUGCCACAGAUAUCAACGACAAUAGGAGUGACCUGCCGUGCGGCUAUGAGGCUGAGGACCAGGCCAAGGUUUUCCCUCUCCACCAAGAGACGGCAGCCAGCUAAUCUCCCCCGUGGACUGCCGCGUACCUGCACUUUCAGGUAGCUUCGGCUGCUUGCUCUGACCAGCCUCAGGUGGCCUCGUUUCUUGCCCUCAGCCUCUUUGUUUCUCCCGCUUUUUAAAAUCAUCUCAAAACUUUUACUAUAUAGCUGUCCCUCAACUCCUGCUUUCCUGUCCUACGGGAACAUCUGUGCUGCCCCUUGUGCUCUGGACAUUGACCUCCCCUCCCCACUGAUGCUUUCCCUUUGGCCAUAGUAGUAACCACAGUACUGCCUUUCUGCCACUAGGGGUCACUGCCACAUGUCAAAAGAAGCCAGCCAGGGUGGUGUCCCUCCAGAGCCACACACAGGUCAUAGGACCCCAUAGAUGUUAGGAGAGCUUGGGAAAUCAUCUCAACCCUCCCCCUGACUCCACCCUAAAAUACUUUUGCAUGGAAAGGUAUCUUCUGAACUAGGACAUCUCCAGUGAAGAUGUUUGAUUUACUCCCGCGCCUGUGUCCUGUACUCCUCCUGUUUGUAUGUGUCACCAAUAAGCUUUAGGAAAUACCCCGGGAAGUCUAACUUUUUGUUUGUCUAGCUGUAGUGUCAGCACUCCCCUCCCAUCUUGCUCAGCGGAGAUGGGAACAGCUGUGUCCCCACUCCAAGCCCCCCUUCUCCACCUCUGUCCCCAGGUCCUCUCCUCCAGCAGCACAGGCAGCUUCUUGGUUCUUGUGUGUCACCAGGCUUCGCACCAUGCUUCCUUUAGGGCCCAGAACUGGGCACUGGGAUCCUGUUUUAUUGUCCACUUUGGGUCCCUGGAGAACUAGAAACAAGAGAACAUGGCCAGUCUCUUACUGGGUGGCAUCCAAGCACAGCCCUCUCCAGGGGUUUUCCAGAAUAGUAGGCCGGGCGCACACAGGCAGAGUGUGAGAGGCGAAGAAGUCGGAAUGGGGAAGGAAGGGUUAGGGCAGGUCUGGAGAGAGGAGCAGGGCCUGGGGGUCUGGUGUCUGGUUGCUGGUAUUAAAGGAACAGGACUGUAAGCCAAAGUUUGUACAAAUGCCACCCUUUUCCUGUUUGGUGGCUGGGCUGCAAGGCAGUUCCUCACUACCUCUUUCUCUUUCUUUCCCAGUUUCUAAGAGGGACUGAGGCCUCUUCUCUCAGCAUGCUGCAAACCUGUGGUCUCUGAUACUAACUCCCUCCCUGCCCUGUUGUUCGACUGUACCGCGUUUGACGUCUUCUCUUCCUCUGUACCUCUUUGUACUCUGUAUCGAUAUAUCAAAAGCUGCUGCUAUGUCUGUCUGUCCUCUCUGUCUUACUCUCUAGUAUCUAAUGAUGUAUUUAGCAAUUUCUAAGCAUAGUACACCCUCCUCAUUUGGGGCAAUAGGAGGAGGGUGAAUGUUUCUUCUUUCUUUCAUAUAUGCGUCUCUCACACUGAGUGGUGUUAGUCAUGGAGAUGAUAAAAGGAAAAACAGGAGCUAGAGGGCUGUGAUCCUUCACACACUCACACGCACGCACACACACGCACACACACCAAGCCUUAAGCCGAAGAAUGUCGUAGCAUCAUAAGAUACAGAGAUAGACUCCUCCUCCUCUUGCACAUAUAGCACAGGGGAAGGUAAGAUGGAAGGACUGCUCAAUCAGACGUAGAAUUUUCUUCAUACACCCCUCACUUGAACCAAGGGAUUCUGGGUGUGCACCUCUGCCCUCUGACGUCUGCCUUUUGCCUCCCUCUUCCCGUUCCCCUGGACAACCAAGAACGUGGAUUGCUCAAUGGAAUUUCUCCUCAAAAUUACUUGUGAUAUUCUCCACCCCAAAGCUCAUGACCAGAAUCCAGAGUUGCUUAAAAAUAUUUUGCAAAGUUGAGGAGGCAGAUUCUUCCCGACAGGCUGUCAAAUGGUUACUCAUCCGUCCAUGGGGUUAGUUAUAGGCGAGUGUAGUUGAGGUGAUUGCGUCUUAGGCUUUGGGGAGUGAACAGGCUGAGAAGUUCCUAAGGAUUUUUUGCCACAUUGAUGAGCUGAAUUCCUUUCUCUGUCCCAUAUUGGGCUGCAUGUUUCCCCCAUCUGAAUUUUUUGGUUUGGGGGCUUCCAGUUCUUCCUUUCAAGAUGGAGCCUGACUUUUCUCCAAUAUACAUUAAAAAAAUUUCUUUCACAAAGAUUUCCUUCUACAAUGUCCCCCUCUGGUAUUAAGUGCACUUUAAAGAAAGGGGCAGGGCAGAUUUUCCAGAAGUGGAGGAGCCCAAGGGCUUGACCUGGGGCUCUUCCUGCCCUCUCCAGCCCCAUGUAAUUGGGAGGAAUAUUGUUUGGGUUUCCGACAUCCUUUCCUUCCACAUGGUGCUAAGGUGGCUUUCCAGGUAACUGCAGGGGUGGAGAGUGGAGGUCACAAGUUGGUCCAAACCAAGAAAGUAAGUCUGGUGUCCAGAUACCCAGUCUUAUCCAGGAUGAAAGAACAGGGCAGCAGGGCAACCCAUCACCUAGCUUCUCAGUCGGGACAGAAAGCUCAGUGUGAGUGCCAGCUGGUGUUGGCCCAUGACUUCUUCAAGAGAAGAAGUCCCUUCUCCCUUUACCUGUUGGGCCCCUUUUACCAAUUAAGGAGAAAUGCAGGGAAAAAAAUACCAGAGGGGUGUGGAAUAAAUCCAAGGCGGUGAUAGUCAAACAUUUUUCAAAAGAAAUCUUAUAUAGAACCCUGAUAUAAAAAGUACCUAAACGUGAUGCAGACCUGGGCAGUUUGCACUUUCCUUAUUUGGCAGAAAACGCUUCAUUCAUUGAGGAGCCCUUGAACACUCUAAGAGACCCUGAGGGUUCUGUAGAAGAGUUUGGAAACCAGUGUUCUGAGGAAAGGGGUUCAACCUUGCUCCCCUGCCCCAAGCCCACAACUCACAGCAAAGAGGGACAGGGUGGGGACGAUGAGCCACGCUGUCUCCAGACCCAGUCGGAGAAGAAGGAAGACACCUGUGCACCUGUAGACUUGGGCUAAUAUUUGCCAGCAGGGCACCUACAAAUCCGGCGGGCUUUAUGCAAUCUUGCCACCAAGUGAUUCUUUUAAAACACAUAAGAAUGUGAAGGUGCAGGGCAAAUGAGGAGAGAGGUGACAGAGGGAGCGGCCUUCCCUUGAGCAAAAUGUAAGGGAAAUAGAAUUCACUUACAUAAAUAAGAAACAACAUGAUACACACAAAGCCUUCACCAGAAGCUUCAGUCUACAGCCUCCUCCUCCUCGUCCUCCUCCCCCCACCCCUCACCACAUCCCUUUCAGAGAGCCAGGGUCACCACCAGGGGCACCUGGCCUGCCCACUCACAUCUGCCAAAAUGUUGCAUGCCAGCGUGGAAGACAGACCAAACCGCACAACCCCCAGUG
Messenger RNA from Equus quagga, 6612 nucleotides. RefSeq names its product kinesin family member 5A (gene KIF5A). The transcript has 28 exons. Lineage: Eukaryota; Metazoa; Chordata; Mammalia; Perissodactyla; Equidae. The record is from RefSeq and is a predicted model, not a curated record. Gene Ontology annotation, biological process: microtubule-based movement. The coding region runs from base 196 to 3288 and encodes 1030 amino acids. Gene Ontology annotation, molecular function: microtubule motor activity; ATP binding; microtubule binding.